Molecule: messenger RNA, 1400 nt
Organism: Gracilinanus agilis (Agile Gracile Mouse Opossum)
Lineage: Eukaryota; Metazoa; Chordata; Mammalia; Didelphimorphia; Didelphidae
Gene: KHK
Product: ketohexokinase
Exons: 7
Coding region: 130-1197 (355 amino acids)
Biological process (GO): fructose metabolic process
Molecular function (GO): ketohexokinase activity
Source: RefSeq, a predicted model, not a curated record
GCUUUGUAAGGGUUACAGUUUAGGAACUUGGUCUCUAAAAGGUUUGCCAUUACCGCUAGACUAUAGGAACUAAAGGAAGAUUCAGAUUUUGUUUUGUAUAAGUGAUAUCCCUUAAGGAAAGCUGUCCUAAUGACCCCCCUCACCCCAUAUACAUAUUGUGCUGCUUCCUUAUCUGCUCCUUCCAGCCUCUUACAUGACCUGAGGGCCAUUUCAGGGUUAGGGGUCUGUGCUCCUUCCCAAUCUUCCCCUUUGCUGCUUGCUCUCCUGUCCUUCACCUGCUUUCCAGGGCCCCAGAUAUUCCUGUUAGCUCCCCUCCUGCCCCAGACCCCUUGUCAAACUGCUCCCCAGUGUGGUACUCCCCCCACACCUGGCAGCUUUGUCUUGGAUGACCUUCGCCGAUACUCUGUGGAUCUGCGCUACACAGUCCCCCAGCGUGUGGGCUCCAUCCCCAUCUCCACUGUCAUCAUCAGUGCAGCCACUGGCAGCCGCACCAUCCUGCAUGCUAACAGCUUCCUGGUGGCUGACUUUAAGUAUCGGGGUGUGGACUCGUCGCAGGUGGUAUGGCAGAACAAGGGCGAAACUCCUUGCUCCUGCUGCAUCGUCAACAACUCCAAUGGUUCCCGUACCAUUGUCCUCUAUGACACAAACUUGCCUGAUGUGUCAGCAAAGGACUUUGAAAAGGUUGAUCUGAAUCGGUACAAGUGGAUCCACAUCGAGGGCCGGAAUGCAUCUGAGCAGGUGAAGAUGCUACAGCGGAUAGAGAAGCACAACAAGAAGCUUCCCCGAGAGCAGCAGAUCAGAACUUCUGUGGAGGUGGAGAAACCCAGGGAAGAACUAUACCAGCUCUUUGCCUUUGGGGAUGUGGUUUUUGUCAGCAAGGAUGUGGCCAGACACAUGGGAUUUCAGUCAGCUGCAGAAACCCUAAAAGGGUUGUACAGCCGUGUAGGGAAAGGGGCUGUGCUAGUAUGUGCAUGGGCAGAGGAGGGAGCAGAUGCCUUGGGCCCUGAUGGAAGGCUCCUUCACUCUGAUGCAUUCCCACCACCUCGAGUAGUAGAUACCCUGGGGGCAGGAGACACCUUCAAUGCCUCCGUCAUCUUCAGCCUUUCUCAGGGGAAAAGCAUGCAGGAGGCAUUGACUUUUGGUUGCCGAAUAGCAGGCAAGAAGUGUGGGAUACAAGGCUACGAUGGAAUUGUGUGAAGGCACCAGAAGCCAGAAGGCAUAACCCUCAGCAGGCUCUAGGAGCAUAAGGAAGCCAGGGCAUUGCUGGGUGUCUCUACCUGCCCUGAUGUCAUGGCCAUCCAAAUUGCAGAGCAGGUGCAGCUGGGGCUGGAGUUUCCUAGCCCCACCACACCUCGGUUCUCACCUAUGUCCUUCAACCCAAAUAAAAAUUCUUCCACCAA